UAGUUGGGGAUUCAAAGAACCGGUCCAACGGUAAAGUAGUUGAAAAGAUGAAAACGCUAUCACAAACAUUUCGUUCCAUCAAACGCCCAAUUCCAAACCCUAAAUUAUCUUCGUCUCCUACAAAAUCAGAAUUAAAAAUCAACGACAAACCAAAAUCAGAAUCAUGGUCUGUUUAUCUCAUUCUCUCCACCAAUCAUCCAAUCAAAACCUACGUUGGCGUCACCACCAAUUUCCCUCGCCGUUUGAAGGAGCAUAACGGUGAACUUAAAGGUGGUGCAAAAGCUUCCCGUGCUGGAAGGCCGUGGAUUUGUGCAUGCAUUGUUUGUGGCUUUACAAACCGAAGUGAAGCUUGUGUAUUUGAAUCAAAAUGGAAAGCUUUGUCAAAGAGGAUUCCACGCAAAAAUCAAAACGACAACGACGAUUCCUCCCAGAAAAGUGAAGAUCGGUCACGUACACUACUGCAACACAGGCAAGCAGCUUUAAAUAGAGUGAAAAUCUCACUUGACUGCACAAACUUAGAAAUUAAUUGGCAUUUGGAUCCACUUUGAUUCAAAUCUACCAUGAUGUACGUGUAUUAAUUUAAUAAUAACUGGUAAUAUAUAUUCAAAUGCCAAAGCAUAGGCCAAAUAUUUAACAUCAACUGUACCAUACACAACAAUUGAUUGUUUUAAUAAAAGAUCUCUAUGUAAUACCUAUAUCUAAAAGGUGAAUUCUUUGGUACACAUUUUAUUUAAUGUGUACCGGUACAUUUGCUUAUAUGGACAAUUGUGAUAAGUUUACAAAUAGUGCUUAUUAAUUUUUUUAUAUUAAAAUACUAUUUGUGGACCUAUUAGAAUUGUCCGCAUCAACAAUAUACUGACCAAGGUUUAAUUUGUUUACUCAAAAUAAACAAAACUCAAUAAAAUAGGCAUUACUUUUGCAAAAUCAAAAUGACUAAACUUUGACAUAUGACUAAGGUUUGUUUGUUGUGUACCACAAAAGUAACCUUUAUGGUGUAAUUUAAUCCAUAUCAUGUGA
Trifolium pratense (red clover) is the source of this 1017-nucleotide messenger RNA. RefSeq names its product structure-specific endonuclease subunit slx1. The record is from RefSeq and is a predicted model, not a curated record. The transcript is spliced from 3 exons. Lineage: Eukaryota; Viridiplantae; Streptophyta; Magnoliopsida; Fabales; Fabaceae. Gene Ontology annotation, biological process: double-strand break repair via homologous recombination. Bases 48 to 548 code for a protein of 166 amino acids. Gene Ontology annotation, cellular component: Slx1-Slx4 complex. Gene Ontology annotation, molecular function: crossover junction DNA endonuclease activity; 5'-flap endonuclease activity.